Dentiscutata heterogama is the source of this 309-nucleotide messenger RNA. The record is from the annotation of a GenBank genome assembly. NCBI's taxonomy places the organism in Eukaryota, Fungi, Glomeromycota, Glomeromycetes, Diversisporales, Gigasporaceae.
AUGUCAGUACGAAGAAUAAGUAUUGACAAACUUGAUAUAAAGAAAAUGGAAAACAAACAUCAAAAGAUAAUGACUGGAGCAAGGAAUGCAGAUUAUUUGAUAGUAGAGGAAGAAAAUGAAAAUGGUGUACCUAUGGAUAAACAAUAUAUUGAAAACUUGAUAAUACAUGUUAGUAGUGAAGACCAAAAGGUAAAUGAUUUGAAAGCAAUUAUACAUUACUUGACUUCUUUUACCUGGCCUGACUAUAUGACGAAAAGAGGAUUUAAGAUGUUUGCAUCCGAAGAUGAGAAAGUAUUGUCUUUUGAAUAA